AUGCAAAGCAUAAUUCCGCAGUGGUCAGUGGAGCAUUCUGCGCCUGUGCAGACCCAACUCCUUCCUGGCGUCGCCAUUUUUCUCCCUCGCCCCAGGAGGACCCUGGAAGUUCCUGGUUUCUGCGAUGCUUCAGAGGGCGGGGCCAGGACUCGGAUCGGGCUAGCUGCCGAGGCGGAGCCCCAGGCCCGGCUCCUGCAGGGACCAGUGACAUUCAAGGACAUUACUGUGGAAUUCACCCAGGAGGAGUGGCAAUUGCUGAGCCCUGCUCAGAAGACUCUGUACAGGGAUGUGAUGCUGGAGAACUAUCGUCACCUAAUCUCAGUGGGCUAUCGUGUGAAUAAGCCAAAUGCGGUCUUCAAGUUGAAGCAAGGUAAAGAGCCAUGGAUGUUAGAGGUAGAAUUUCCACAUCAAGGAUACCCUGGUGAGAAUGGAAAACUCACAAAAAAUCCGAAAACUGACGCUAGAGAGAAAACCUCAGAAAGUACUGAAUGUGAAAAGUCAUGUCAGAAAUCUUCCCUCAGACUACAUCAGGAUUCUCAGUCCAAGGAACAACCAAAUGGAUGUGGGAAAUCUGUCUCUAGGAAUGGAGAUGUCACAACACAUCAGAAAACUCACACCCGAGAGAAAACCUAUGAAUGUAAAGAAUGUGAUAAAACUUUCUAUCACCUGUCAUCCCUGAGUAGGCAUCUGAGAAUUCAUGUAGGGGAUAAACCCUAUGAAUGCAAUCAGUGUGAAAAAGCCUUCUACCAGAAGCCACACCUUACAGAACAUCAGAAAACACACACAGGGGAGAAGCCUUACGAAUGUAAGGAAUGUGGGAAGUUCUUCUAUGUGAAGGCAUACCUCAUGGUACACCAGAAAACACACACAGGAGAGAAGCCCUAUGAAUGUAAGGAAUGCAGGAAAGCCUUUUCCCAGAAGUCACACCUCACAGUUCAUCAGAGAACACAUACAGGGGAGAAACCCUAUAAAUGCACAGAAUGUGGGAAAUCCUUCUCUAGAAACACACACCUUAAAACCCAUCAGAGAAGUCACACUGGAGAGAAACCAUAUGAAUGUAAAGAAUGUAAAAAAUCCUUCUACCAAAAGUCAGCCCUCACGGUACAUCAGCGAACUCACACAGGAGAACGACCCUUUGAAUGUAAUAAAUGUGGGAAAAAUUUUUACUAUAAGUCCGAUCUCACUAAACAUCAGAGAAAACACACAGGGGAAAAGCCUUAUGAAUGUCAUGAAUGUGGUAAAUCUUUCUCUGUGAAUUCAGUCCUCAGAUUACAUCAAAGAACUCACACAGGAGAGAAACCCUAUGAAUGUAGUGAAUGUAAGAAAUGCUUCUCUCAGAAGUCACACUUUACCAUACAUAAGAGAAAACACACAGGAGAGAAACCCUAUGAAUGUGAACAGUGUGGGAAAACCUUUAUCCAGAGGUCAAAGCUCACAGUACAUCAGAAGACACAUAUAGAGAAAAAGUAG
This is a messenger RNA of Chrysochloris asiatica (Cape golden mole), 1470 nucleotides long. RefSeq names its product zinc finger protein 25 (gene ZNF25). Lineage: Eukaryota; Metazoa; Chordata; Mammalia; Afrosoricida; Chrysochloridae. Bases 1 to 1470 code for a protein of 489 amino acids. Gene Ontology annotation, biological process: regulation of DNA-templated transcription. Gene Ontology annotation, cellular component: nucleus. The record is from RefSeq and is a predicted model, not a curated record. The transcript is spliced from 4 exons.